Molecule: messenger RNA, 1881 nt
Organism: Aspergillus puulaauensis
Lineage: Eukaryota; Fungi; Ascomycota; Eurotiomycetes; Eurotiales; Aspergillaceae
Product: putative C6 transcription factor
Exons: 5
Coding region: 1-1881 (626 amino acids)
Biological process (GO): DNA-templated transcription
Cellular component (GO): nucleus
Molecular function (GO): zinc ion binding; DNA binding
Source: RefSeq, a predicted model, not a curated record
AUGACAAAACAGGAUUCCCCAGCCCCGGCCCUAGGCCAGCGUCAAGCCAAACGGCCGAGAACUGAGUCUUCAAAUGGCUCGAGCCCAGCGUCAAUACCUGCGGUGCAGUAUGGUUUGCGCACCACGGAGCGGCCUUCGACUACACCAGGGUAUCUGGGGUCGACGAGUUUUUCAGCUGUGUUUAGUGAACACCGCGCUGAUAUCGCGUUCGAAGAAGGUGGUUGUGACGUUGAUAGUAUCUUCGCUACCAUGAAAGGUCAAUCUCACCUGGAGACUGGAGUUGAAGUCUUGAAGUUUCUUCAUCGGAGUACGAUAUGUGACAUCGUGGUCCGGAAGUUCUACGCGGGGCACUUGAUGGCCGCCGUUUCUGGGCUUAUAGUCGAAGCUAUUGUACAGUCUGUUCGAAGGAUCCUUGACAGUAUUGACCGCAGUAAAGAUCUGGAAAGGCAGCUACGAGACCUGGCGCAGCAGAUAUUCCUCAGCUCGGCGCAUCCUUUGACUUCUCACAGCUCGAUGACCGUCGAGGAAUACUUUGCCUCGUUUACAGACCAAAAUCUGCGCUGGGAGGCAAUAGGGAUUUUUCUGUCUAUGGCCGGCAUAUCGCUGAUGUCUACUGCAGACAGCGACCCUGAUCUCAUGCGGGUGGCUCCCGGUGAGCAAGCUAAGGAUAUGCUUCGAACGCAGGUGGUCGAAGCGAGCGGUAUCUGCGUCGGGUUCUGCGACACCGCUGCCUCUGUCAGUGAACUCCUCGGUUUCCUGCAGUAUUGUGACCUGCUCCUGAGAACCCAAUACUACGGUGACACAAGUUAUGUCGCCUGGCGUAAGCUCGGUAACCUGACAGCCACCAUCUACGCAGCCGGCCUCCACCAAGAAAACACACGGGCCCAAAACUGCCCUCCUUUUCUACACCAGUGGAGGAAAAUGUGCUUCGCAGCCGCAUUCUACGCUGACAAGUCUCUGUCUACCUUCGUAGGGAGGCCGCCGUUCAUCAAUUACCGUUACUGUACGAUUUCGGCGCCGCUAGAUCUGAGCGAUGAGGAUCUCAUUGCUGGAGGCGAGCGUCUAGACCAGGCGAUGUCCAACCUCGAUGCGGCGGGGUGGAAUCCCCAGGUCAGCAACCACCGAGGAAGCAUGCUGCGCCUCCGGUUCCUCCUGGCGGUGCUUCGCGAGCAAGCUCUUGAAAUUGCAUUGGGGACGUUUGAAGACUCGGAACUCCUCUAUAAAUACAACAAAGUGAUUGAAGCUGCACGGAAUCUAUGGGACUCUUGUCCUGUUACUUUCCGGCACGACCAGUGCGAAAACGUCGAGGGGUUAAGUCCAUCUUUCACAUUCGCACGACGCCAUAUCUACCUUGACUAUCUGUAUACACUCUUUCUGGUACAGAGGAUGGUCACCAAACGUACAAACACCGGCCACGAAUCUCUCUUCAAUACCUCGCGCGAAGUUCUAACCAUCAUCCUCGAAUUGACCAACGAGCGGCAUCCAGGCGUUGACAAUAGCAGACACCAAUCUUGGAUUACCCUCUACUACGGCCUUCCAAGCGCAAGCAUCCUGGCAUUUGAACUCCUCCGCCAAACCCAAGAAGCAGGCCCGCACCCGGUGAUGCCCCCGCGGUCCGAGCUAAUCCGCAAUCUAAGCGUUUUCGUCUCGUGCUUGUCGUGGGUCGCAUCGCCGGGCCAAGGCAACUAUCGCACGUGCAAGGCAGUCGAGAAGAAGCUGUCUGAUAUCCUGGACCAGAUACUCGACCCGCAGCCGGCGCAGCAGAGAGAUUUCCUAGACGGCGGCCAUGACGGGAUGUAUGGAUUGCUGAACUGGUAUAGCCCGGAUAAUUUUGAUUUCGACCCGUUUGAUUUUCCGGCGAAAGAUGGGUUCCCGUUUUAA